UCCUGAAAACUUUCCUGGGGAGGCUUUUUUUAAUUUGCCUGCUAAGUGAGAUGAAGGCAGCUCUGGGAGAGUGAAGAAGAGGGCAGAACAGUGACUGAAGGUAUUGGGGAGGCAAGCCAAUAGCAGCCUAUGACAUGAACCUGACACAAGGAGCAUUCAUAAGAAUAGCGGGAGACAUAUUACCUGAUGCCAGGCACUUUUCAAUAGAUAUAGGCGAGGAUAAUAGUAACUUUGCACUGCACUUCAACGCACGCUUCAACUACCUUGGUAGUCACCAUGUCAUCAUCUGCAACACCAAGCGUGGUGACUAUUUCGGGAGGGAAAGAAAGAUGAAGCACUUCCCCUUUCAGAGGGGGGCCAGAACAGAGAUUUUCAUAGCAUUUGACGAGAGAUUCUUUGUGGUAAAGCUGCAUGAUGGCUUUGUGUUCAGUUUCCUGAAUCGCACUGACACAGAAAGAAUUAACUAUGUGGGAACUCAUGGUGACAUUGCAGUCAGAUCACUGGGCUUCGAAUAAGGCUCCAAAUCAAGCCAGCU
This is a messenger RNA of Phascolarctos cinereus (koala), 535 nucleotides long. Lineage: Eukaryota; Metazoa; Chordata; Mammalia; Diprotodontia; Phascolarctidae. The record is from RefSeq and is a predicted model, not a curated record.